This is a messenger RNA of Polistes dominula (European paper wasp), 1307 nucleotides long. RefSeq names its product Mitochondrial phosphate carrier protein 1 (gene Mpcp1). The record is from RefSeq and is a predicted model, not a curated record. Gene Ontology annotation, molecular function: phosphate transmembrane transporter activity. Gene Ontology annotation, cellular component: mitochondrial inner membrane. Gene Ontology annotation, biological process: mitochondrial phosphate ion transmembrane transport. Lineage: Eukaryota; Metazoa; Arthropoda; Insecta; Hymenoptera; Vespidae.
UGUGCCAUCUAUGACUGCAUUCGGUUCUGUCAGUAGAGAAAACUCCUUGGCCUUACCACUCUCUUUCAUCUACGCGGCGUUGAGAGUUGUGCCUGCAAAGAUCUUGUGAAGUGUUUCAUUCAAAGGGAGACAGAAAAGAUGUGGUCGUCAUUAUGGGAAACCGCUAAAUUAUCACCAUUUUCCACACCUUUUACCAAUGUUAGGUGUCAGGGUCAAGAUGAGAGUAUGCAAACGCUCGUUAAAAAUCGAACCAUUUCGGCUGCUUCCGCUAACGGCGAUAGUUGCGAAUUUGGUUCUAACAAAUAUUUUGCACUAUGCGGACUUGGAGGCAUUUUGUCUUGUGGUAUAACUCAUACCAUGGUUACUCCAUUGGAUUUAGUUAAAUGUCGUAUUCAAGUAGACCCUGCUAAAUAUAAAUCAGUUUUCAAUGGUUUCCGUGUAACUCUAGCUGAAGAUGGAACUAGAGGUUUAGUUAGAGGAUGGGCACCUACAUUCUUUGGAUAUUCUAUUCAAGGAAUGUUCAAAUUUGGACUUUAUGAAGUUUUUAAAGUUUAUUAUUCUGCUCUUGCUGGAGAAGAAAUGUCUUAUGAAUACAGAACUAGCUUGUACCUUGUUUCUUCCGCAUCUGCAGAAUUCUUUGCUGACAUUGGUUUAGCUCCGCUUGAAGCUGCAAAGGUCAGAAUUCAGACCAUGCCAGGCUUCGCAAAUACCUUACGAGAGGCAUUCCCAAAGAUGUAUGCAGAUGAAGGCCUUGGCGGUUUUUACAAAGGUCUGGUACCUUUAUGGUUACGUCAAAUCCCAUAUACUAUGAUGAAAUUCGCAUGCUUUGAGCGUACGCUUGAAUUAUUGUACAAGUAUGUAGUACCUAAACCAAGGUUAGAAUGUACCAAAGGAGAACAGUUAGUAGUUACCUUCGCUGCUGGUUAUAUUGCUGGUGUAUUCUGUGCUGUUGUUUCUCAUCCUGCUGAUUCUGUUGUAUCCAAACUUAAUCAAGAAAAAGGUGCUACAGCUGGUGACGUAUUGAGAAAACUUGGUUUUGCCGGUGUGUGGAAAGGACUGGGACCUAGGAUCAUUAUGAUUGGUACUUUAACGGCAGCUCAGUGGUUCAUUUACGAUGCAGUUAAAGUUUGGCUUCGCAUGCCACGUCCACCACCACCGGAAAUGCCAGAAUCUCUUAAGAAGAAAUAUGGUGUUGCUUAAAUACCACUAAUGGUCAAAUUUUUUAAUUGGAUCAUCAACAAGAUCGCAGUUAGAGGAUAAAAUUAUAGGAAAAUUCAACUAAUUUCAUACGUAAUAACAUUGUUGAA